GCAAAUAGAAAAAGAGGGGGAGUAGAAAAGCCCCGAUUCUGAAACACAGGACGAACAACUAAGAUGCCACUGGGGAAGUACUACUGUGACUAUUGCGACAAGGAGUUCCAGGACACUGCUUAUGCCAGAAAGAGACAUCUCCAGAGCAUUCAGCAUCAGAGAGCCAAAUCUCUCUGGUACCAGAAUUACCCUUCUGCCCUUCCUUUUCCUUCUCCCCCACUCUGCAAUCGCUUCCUCUCUACAGGAUCAUGUCCAUAUGGAGAUUCUUGUAAAUAUCUUCAUCCUAAGCAGAAUCUGCAAAGUGCUAAUACUUCAGUAUCGAACUUCACGGGCAAUUUUCAGUCACUUGAUACGAAUCAACAAGCUGCGGGAGCCUCUUCCCAAGGCAACAUUCUGAGAGAUGGUCUGGGAGUUUCACUAGGAAAUUUACCUCCCUCACUAAAACCUCCUCCAGAGGGAGGGUAUCCAUCACUUCCUUUUGUGGAUUGGGGAUAGACCUGUGAUUGUGUAUAACAUUGAAUUUAUAUCUAUGUUAAAAACAGAUUUUCCCGGAUGUUAGCUUAUCAUUGUUUUUGUUCAAGAUCCAUGUGUCAUAAUUACCUUGUAUAGCUCAAAUUUGAUGCAUCUGUGGCCAUAUUAUUUUAUUUACUGGGACGUUAUAAAGCUUAUUAAUACAGUGAUUAUAUUUAAAUACAA
Molecule: messenger RNA, 696 nt
Organism: Daucus carota subsp. sativus
Lineage: Eukaryota; Viridiplantae; Streptophyta; Magnoliopsida; Apiales; Apiaceae
Product: zinc finger CCCH domain-containing protein 3
Exons: 4
Coding region: 64-495 (143 amino acids)
Cellular component (GO): U12-type spliceosomal complex
Molecular function (GO): zinc ion binding
Source: RefSeq, a predicted model, not a curated record